This is a messenger RNA of Argiope bruennichi, 1406 nucleotides long. RefSeq lists its product as uncharacterized. Gene Ontology annotation, biological process: intracellular signal transduction. Bases 108 to 1406 code for a protein of 432 amino acids. Lineage: Eukaryota; Metazoa; Arthropoda; Arachnida; Araneae; Araneidae. The transcript is spliced from 2 exons. The record is from RefSeq and is a predicted model, not a curated record.
UCUCCACUCCUGCCAUAGCUGCUAGGUGGUAUAGUCGUUGUUCCCACUGUCUUGCGUGAGCUUGCAAUCCAGAAUCAAAACAUUUCAUUUCUGUUUUAAAUAUUAAAAUGAAUUCACGUUUAAAUUAUCUGUUUGGAUUUAACCGUUGUAUUCAACCAGAAGAAAAAUUCUCAAAACAUUUAACCUAUAAUAGAAUGGAGCUGUUCACCCCUGCGGAUAUUGUACAGCACAGUUUCAUUGUUAUGAACUCUAUUUCACCAUUAAAUUUAGAGCUGUGCAAAAAUUAUCGAGUCGGCCAUUGUCCUUGGUCACGAGAGUAUUAUCCAUCAUUCUCUUAUUGGGAAGGCAUCAUAGAUACCAAAGAAAAAUGCCGCAAAAUCCAUGGAAACAGAGAACUUUUGUACAAUCUGCAUUUGGACAUGCCUCAAGCAAAAGAUUCGAUCCCGCUACUCAAUUUGUCGCAACAUGUUUUGAGUUUUGAUGCUUUCAGGGGAAUAUACACAUCCUCAAUUCCAAUAGUGGAAGUAUACAUUAGGUUCGCUUUUUUCGCUAAUAAAAUAUUCCAAUUCGUCGAAUAUGCUUGCAAGAAGAAUUACAAUAAAUUAAAAAUUUUAGCAUGGCUAAUGAAAUUCGAUGCGAUAAAUCCAACUGAAUUUCAUCAAAUGCCGCAAUCUACUGUGAAUUGCAUUGCUGACUGCAUGUAUCCUGGUGUAUCCGAUGCAGAAUUUGCGUUCAAGUGUUUGAUGAAGGUGAAUUUCAUCAAUUGGAUUCGUUUCAAUGACAAACCUGAAAGACUGGCAAAUGUACUUUACCAAGUUCAUCGAGUCGGAAGGAAACCAGAAAUAAUGUUAUGGUGCAAUAAUAUGAUGGUUCAAUGCUUCUUCGAUGAUUCAUUGAAAUAUUUGAAGGUAGUAAUGAAAUUUCUAGAUACUCCUAAAUUUUGUGAUUAUUUUAAACAACUUUUGACAUCCAAAAUUAGGUUUGAAUGUAGCCGAGACAGGCCUAAUUGGAGGUUCACAAACUUUAGAACUCCGGUGGAAAAGCGAGAAAUUUUGUUGCUGCUACUGCUUUGGUUUCGUGUCCUAAGAUUUCGAAUUGGUCUUGCUGCAGCUGAGGCUGUUCGAUUAGUAUGGGAGUCAGUUCCUGAUACUUUUUUAAAUAAUGAAGAAAUGACGGCAGCUUACGAAAGAUUCAGCAUCAGUCCCGAAGAGAUUGCAAAAAUUUACAAGUUUUACUGCCGAGCUGUUGGUAAAGUUGAUUCAACUGUGGAACCUCGGUCAUUGCAGCAUUAUUGCAGAACCACAGUACGCAGAAUCCUGUAUGAAAAUAAUCAAUGGCUUCCAGAAGGCAUCUGUCAAAUUGAUCUCCCUCCAAAAUUGCAACGUUAUUUAAAUCUGGAAAAGUAA